AUGGCGUCUGAAAACAACAACUUUGUGCAACCUGUUAUUCCACGCUUCGAUGGUCACUAUGAUCAUUGGAGUAUGUUGAUGGAAAAUUUAUUGAAAUCCAAAGAGUAUUGGACUCUUGUGGAAACUGGCAUCACUGCACCAGAAAAUGAAUCGGCUUUGACAGAAGCACAAAGAAGGAAGUUAGAUGAUCAGAGAUCAAAGGAUUUGAAGGCGAAGAAUUAUUUGUUUCAAGCAAUCGAUCGUGCUGUACUGGAGACCAUCCUAAAGAAGGACACUGCUAAAGAUAUAUGGGAUGCAAUGAAGAAGAAGUAUCAAGGCACUGCACGGGUAAAACGUGCACAACUCCAAGCUCUUCGCAAAGAGUUCGAAAUUCUUCACAUGAAGGAAGGCGAGUCUGUCAAUGAUUAUUUUUCAAGAACACUAUCAAUUUCAAACAAGAUGCGCAUUAACAGAGACAAAUUGGAAGAGGUUGCGAUUAUUGAGAAAAUCCUUCGCUCAAUGACAAACAAAUUUGAUUAUGUGGUGUGUUCCAUUGAAGAAUCGAAUGACAUCGAUAGUCUUUCGAUUGAUGAAUUGCAAAGCUCACUAUUAGUUCAUGAGAAAAAAGAUGGUUAUCUAUGUCGUGGAGGAGCAAGCCUUGAAAGUCACUGCUCAUGA
Messenger RNA from Vicia villosa (hairy vetch), 657 nucleotides. RefSeq lists its product as uncharacterized. The transcript has a single exon. Bases 1 to 657 code for a protein of 218 amino acids. Lineage: Eukaryota; Viridiplantae; Streptophyta; Magnoliopsida; Fabales; Fabaceae. The record is from RefSeq and is a predicted model, not a curated record.